Molecule: messenger RNA, 1017 nt
Organism: Dovyalis caffra
Lineage: Eukaryota; Viridiplantae; Streptophyta; Magnoliopsida; Malpighiales; Salicaceae
Source: the annotation of a GenBank genome assembly
AUGCUGGCAAAACCACCUAGAACAUCAAUGGCAACUCAGGUUUCAGAAAAAGAUAACACUCAAAUUGAUCUUGAAAUUCAGACUUUGCAUGCGCAACUGAACAAUUGGAUCACAAAUUUAGAAGAAAAGAUCUCUGCUGCCAGGUCCUUCAAGGCAGAUAUUGAAGCUUUAGUACUGAGUGAAGCAAGGAAAUCUCAUGAUUCUUGUAUCGCAACAAAUCAUCUUGAUAAGGCAAGGCAAUUGCUGAUAGGGAUACAAAAGAUUGAUGAAUUCAAGAAAGAAGAAGUUACUGAGAAUAAAGGACUCACAAAGAUUGAUGCAAUGGUGGCUCCUUCCGAUCUUACAGGAAACCAUAUGUCGAUGGUUCAGAAAGAUCGCAAGCAAAUUCAGAUUCUAGCUACAGAACUGGAUCAGUACAUUGCAAAGGUCGAUCAGAAGGUGUGUGUAUUAGAGAAUGAUUUCUACCUGAGGGAAGAAAUCAAAGCACUGAAUAUAGAUAUAGUAAAAGCCAAGUCUUUUAAACUUUUUCUUCAAUCUAGUGAUAGAAGGAACGAUCUUGAAGUAAGAUCAAGGAUUGCUUAUGUGAAUCAAUGGCUGAAUCAGAAGACGAAGAGUGCUAAAAGUAGAUACUCGGAGUCAGAGUUAAACAAAUACUCUGUGCUUGUUGUCGAUGAUAGCAGUGAUGAUAGAGAAACCCUUCGCAGACUCUUCAUGUCUAUUGAUGCGGAAAUUAUGUCUCCAAUGGAUGUUCAAGUUGCAAAAAAUGGAAAAGAAGCUGUUUAUCUUCAUCUUGCUGGGGCUUCCUUUGAUAUGAUUUUGAUAAACGAUUUAAUGCCCAUCAUGGAUGGAAUUGAGGCAACCAAGCAGUUAAUCGAGAUGGGCGUUAGCAGCUACAUUGUUGGCGUCUACGAUAAAACCGUGCAACAAGCUUUUAUUGAUGCAGGCGUAGACACCUACAUUGAAAAGCCUCUGACUCCUGGAAAGAUCAAUGCCCUAUUCCCCGCACUCAUGGAUUGA